Molecule: messenger RNA, 4057 nt
Organism: Prinia subflava (tawny-flanked prinia)
Lineage: Eukaryota; Metazoa; Chordata; Aves; Passeriformes; Cisticolidae
Exons: 4
Coding region: 1586-2890 (434 amino acids)
Source: RefSeq, a predicted model, not a curated record
UUUUAAUUUUUUAUUUUUUAUUUUUCUCUUUUUAAUUUUUCUCCUUUUUAAUGUUUUCCUUUCUAAUUUUUUCCUUUCUGAUUUCUCCUUUCUCGAUUUUGUCAGGCACCCCCCUUUAAAACCGGGGUGCCUUCGGCCGUGCCACAACAAAGAUGGCGGCCCAACAGGAAAUGGUUUCAGCCACAAACAAGAUGGCAGCCGGAAGUAUGGGCAGCCACCUAAUGCCCCGCUCAAGAUGGCGGCUCGUCGAGCCGCCUUCGACCUUCCAAAGACGGCGGCCAAAAAAGGCGGGAAAACACAAGGACCACCCAUGGGCGUCGACCCAACUGCCUGCGCCCGACCCCGAAAACGGCGCCGCUCAGGAACAAUUUUCAGCGUCGCUUCCCGGCGCGAGGGAGCUGUGUGCCCGCUGUGCCGCGCCGCGGUGCGGUUGCGGCAGCCAUUUUGGUGAGGCGCCUGAGUAACCAGCUACCCGGGGCCUUCGGGGGUGCCACAAAAAAGAUGGCGGCUCUACCGGAUGUGUCUUCACCACAACCAAGAUGGCGGCUACAACGGGCGGAAGGAACGUGACACCACUCUCAAGAUGGCGGCUCAGCGAGCUGCUUUCGACCUUCCAAAGAUGGCGGCCAAAAAGGCGGGAAAACACAAGGACCACCCAUGGGCGUCGACCCAACUGCCUGCACCCGACCCCGAAAAUAGCGCCGCCCGGGAACAACUUUUUAUCCUUUUACAGGAUCAGCAGCAGUACCUUGAAGUCGAGGUGUAUUUCACAGGUAGCAAGAAAACAAAGUAGACUUUUGAUUUUGUAGCUCUCAUUGUUUACUAACAAAGAAAUCGAAAACAAAACAAAUAAUAUUAUUAAAAAACCCACCCUAAAUAACAGAGAAAGAGAAAAUAGACCAAUAUUAUUUUAAUUUCAAACCACUUUCCCCCUUAGAAAACCAGGCUAAUGUAAUUCUGCUUAAUUGUGGUGCUGACGUGUUAGGUUAAUGAAUUAGCAGAGUUUUAAACAUACAGAAAUAGACACGAAUUUUGAAAAAUAAGUACAGAAAUAUAAAAAUAUGAAUAGAUAUAAUAACAGCAGAAAUAUAAAUAUGAAAAAUGAUAUCAUGAAUAGACAUAAAUACAAUCUAUAAUAUUACUCAUUACUUAUAUUAUUACAGUAGUCUAUAUAUUAUAUCCAUAGAUAUGACUAGAAAAAAGACAGGGUAAUGAUCAAUAUAAAACUAAUGAAUGUAAAGAAAUCAUGGAAUAGAGCUUAGAACAGAGGGGGUUUUUUUGGUUUGAAUUGGCUUGGUGGCAGGGGUUGUCUUUGAAGCGGUGGCCGGGUGUCUUUCGGGGCGUUUCUCUUAGGGGAUUUCUGUGCACGUUCUCUUUGGGGGGUCCCUUUCUGCGUGUCCCCGACGGGCGGGGAGCCCCGGGCCGGGCCGCGGUGCUGCCGCCCUGUGGACACAGCGCGGUACUGCAGCUCUGCCCCGUGCCCGGCCCCAAGGGGCCCCGGGCUGGAAGCUGGUUCUUAGUGCCCGAGUGCGGUCACUGCCCGGGAGCUCCUGUUCGAUUCCGCGCUCCCGGCCGUGUCCGUGCGAUGGCCGGGCCGCCCGCGGGACUCGGCAGCAGGAAAACACCGAGCGCUGCGUGUUUAAAGGGAGCCGGCCCCGCUUGCCCGUGCGGCGCCUCGGCCCGGCCCGCGCCGCCCUCAUGGAGCCGAGCGGAGCUGCGGGAGCGCGGGGAGCGGCACCGAGUGCGGUUCGACCGUGCCGAGCUGUCCCGAAGAGCGGAAUCUAAGCGACUGCAUAGCCGAGCUGUGCCGGUUAGAUCCGAGUGUGGCCGAAGAGCCGAAAACACCCGAGGAUUUCCGAACAGCCGAAAAGAGCCGAGCAUUGCCGAGAUCGGCCGAGUUAAGCUGAAGGGCCGAAAAUGGCCGAGUGCAACCGAUAACAGCCGAACCCAACCGCGUUUAGCCGACUGGAACGGAGUCGAACCGAACAAGCUCCGCCGAACCUCGCCGAGUUCGCCCGGUUUGGACCCUAUAGCCGCGGCCGAACCAAGGCUCUGCUGCAGGUGUAUUCGAGACAUCUUUCCUCUUUGUUUGACAGAAGGAAGAGGGAAAAAAAAAAAAAAAAAAAAAAAAAAAAGAGGAAGAAAAAACGGGAGCAGUUCCGGGGCGGUCCCGGGGCGGUCCCGGGGCGGUGUGCGCCGUCACUGCCGCCUUCUCGGCGGGCGAUUCCAAGGCGCUGUCGGGCUCUCUGCCGGCCGGUCGGCGGGCGGGCGGCCGGGACGCGAUGGCGCUGUGCCCGGAGCUGGAGCGCUCGCUGUCGCUGCUGCAGCCGGGCGCCGACCGGGCCCAGCAGCAGCAGGAGCGGCGGGCGGACGCGGCCCCCACGCCCAUGGUGUUCAUGUGCGCCGGCUGCGGGCGCCCCGUGGGCGACACCCGCACCUGGGGUUCAGUGUCGAGGACAGCGGUCCCAUCCUGCUGCGCAGUGAGUACCAGCGCUGCCACCCCCGUGCCGCCGCGGUCGCUGCCGCCGUGCCUCCUGCCCUGCCUCCCGCCGCAGCUGCGGCCGCCAGCGUCGCCGCGGACCCGGGGCGGAAGGGCUCCGAGCUCCCCGGAGAGUGCGGAUGCAUGGUAGAAACCCUACUCUGCUCUGGCUGCUCCAGGACCCUUGGCAGCAGAUACAUGCACGCCUCAAGGCAUCUCGACUGCAAGAGGGAUUUGUUCUGUGUCCGUACUGACUCUGUUGAAAGCUCUAGGCCAGGAACCCUGGAAAAGCAAUCUCUCAUUCACGAGGAGCCGCUUACUCUUGAAAGCCCAGCUGUCUUGCAAGAGGUGCCGCACAGGGUAGGAAGAGUUGGGAGCGAACAGCCUGAGGAAGUGGACUGUGGAAGCUGAAGGUUGUCCAGCCAAAGCUGAGUGUGUGGCUCUGACACUGACCAAGGCUGGAAAGAGUUACUGUGUGGACAGAGAAUGUUAGAGCCAGGUGAGCUUUCACAGGAUGAAAGGAGCGAGGAGAGAAUCGAAUGGAAAGAAUUGCUGAGAUCAGGUUUGAGCCCUUUCUUUGGGUUUGGGAUUUGUUUUGGUUUUUUUGUUACCCAACACUGCUUAGCAUUACUACUGUGAGAUUUAAAGUUUUCUCCAAAAACUCAGAAUUAAUUUCCCCACUCUGCCCCACUGGUAGGCACCGCAUCUCUUAGAAAAGCUCCUACCCACCAUCUUCACUGCCCCAGUUUGAAGUAGUGCUCCAGUUUAGCCCGUAGUAAUGGGUCUUACAUCCCUUUCUGUUCAGGUAACUACACCAUUUUGUUAUUGACAUAUCUGCCAGAGGAGCCUACAUUACUCCAGUGUAAUUUGUGAGGCAGUUUCUGCUCUAACAAGUUUUUGAAUGCUGCUCAACUGCAAGAGAGCUCCUUCUGGAUGUUUGAAGGUGACAGAAGAGAUGGUCGCAUCCCAGGAGCUUGAUUUUGGAAUGUUUAAUGGAAUUGGCCCAGUAGCUUUUACUUGUGGGCUUUGCAAGUCUGCCCACAGCAGGUCCAGCCUGUGCUUCAACUUAGAGCCCUCAGUGGGCAGGGAAAUGGACCUUGGAGAGAUUGUUACAGCUCUACUUAACGCUUUCUGAAUUGGGAUGAUUUUCUGGAAGUAGGCUGUCCAUUCUGACCCAUUUUCUUCUCUCUCCUUGCAGACUGUAGCUGCUAAAAGGCUGAGGUGAGACCAGGAUCUGCAAAAUCUCUGACUCUCCAUGUCUUCCCAAGGCUGAAGCCGUGUUUGCUGUCAAUGACAACCCAGUGGAAGAUGCUAAAGACUGAAAACUUUGGGGUUUUUCCCCUGAAUCCCAUGACACUCUCUGCAGCUGUGCCCUGCAUAUCUCUUAAAAGAGUUUCCGGCUUUAGAAGGGUUUUACCCUGUGCAAUAUUGAUCUAUAAGUCAAUGAAAAAGAAUCUUACUGUAUCAAUGUGAUGUUACUUGGUUUGAGUUGUUUAAUUAAAGCAUAUCAUUGAUAAGGGGUUUGAGAAUCCCUUGGACGGCCCUUGGGGCUGGCAGCUCUGAUUUAUUUUCUCUUCA